Molecule: messenger RNA, 2733 nt
Organism: Pseudo-nitzschia multistriata
Lineage: Eukaryota; Bacillariophyta; Bacillariophyceae; Bacillariales; Bacillariaceae
Source: the annotation of a GenBank genome assembly
GCAAUUGCAGUCACAUUUCCAUUGGCCAACAAAAACGAUACAAAACUGCAGGUCAGCAGCACAACACCACAACAUCACAUAAUUCUACAAUAUAGAUCUUCGAUCAUGUCGACAAAAACAUCGAUCGAUACGUUGGAAUCGCUCCGCGAAGUCCAACCGCAGAGACGGUCUCUCAAACGGCAGCGAACGAGAUCGGCAGCUACCACAAUGACAAUGACCACAACCGCAUUUCUGGCGCUCUCCGCCUGGAAUGCCUCGCCCGUUUUCUCCUUUGGAAGCCUCGCCUCCUCCACCAGGAAGGGAAUGGUAACACCAACAUCGGUGCGCUUUACAGUGGACGAAUACCACGCCUCGCACAGCACGCUGACCGCGGACGGCUUGCUGAGCAACACGCCCUCCCUCUUCCGGAGCCCUCAGCACCUGCACAAGCUCGAAGAAGAUUACAGCAGCGGUGGAACCGCAUCGGUGUCCGUAUCGAGUGUGUACGGCGAAGACGAAACGAGGGACGAAGACCACGAGCCGCGGCGGAGGCUGCCUGCCUGGCUGCGCGAGGACAAAGGCCGAAGGGUACAGGAAAACAUCGAGAAGCUCCGAUCGGCCAUGCUUUCCUCGUCUUCUUUCUUCACCGAAUCAGAGGCCAUGAAGGUAACCUAUGCCAUUCGAGAAGCCGCCCAGAACGACGCUCACAAGAUGGCCGGGGCUGCCGAAUUUUGCCUCAUCAUGGUGGAAACCAUGGAAAUGGGCCUGGACGCCCUGGUGGCCGCCGCCUUUCACUUCUGCGAGUGCAUCGACGCGAGGGAGCGAUCGGUCCGGUGGCCGAGAAGGGACUGCGGACAUCCCAACACUAACCAGAGCGUGGACUCGCUCUCCCAUUGGGAGUUCCGGUUGCCCCCCAUCCAGAUCGACUCGUUCGGGGAUCACGCCGCAAAGAUCGAGCGCGACGCGGCCCGCCUCAAAAGGCUGGAAGUCGUGGCCUCGAUGGUGGUCCACAGCACCAGCCACACGAACAAUAAGGGAGGCGGAAGCGUCGCCAAGAAGGCCGCGGACAACCUGCGCAGCCUCUACACCACGGAGGCGAAAGACUGGCGCGCCCUGGCGAUCAGGGGAGCCGCAUGCCUCUACCGGUUGCGCGGCAUCCUCUCCGAGCGUCAGGCAACGGAGCGAGAGCUCGGGCGGAAGGUACCGCUCUCGAGGGACGCCAACCGCGUCUGCCGAGAGGCUUUUCGUAUCUACGCGCCUCUGGCCAGCCGGAUGGGGAUGCACCGCCUGAAAAACGAGCUCGAGCACGCCGCCUUUCAGCUCUUGUACCGGAGGCAGCACCGGACCUACGAAUCGCUGCUCCAGCAGACGCGGUCCUCCCACAGUGCCCGCUCGGCCUCGCGCCUCGGGGGCUCGCUCUUUUUCUUCCCCCAGAACCCCUCCGAGCCCAACAUUGGGGAGAGCAUGAAACAGGUGCUCGCUCACGUCCAGGCUUCCAUGACGAAGGUCCUGGAGGGAGACGCGGUCUUUAUGGCGAGCGUGGAAGACUUUCGGGUUACGGCACGGGUCAAGGAGAGCUACUCUACCUGGAAAAAGAUGCUUCGUGACGGAUUCGACCACAUCACGCAGGUUCCCGAUGCGCUGGCCCUGAGGAUCGUUCUCGAUGCCAAGAAGGCCCACCCCUCCGAAUCGGACGCCGUUACGAGAGCCCGGGAACGCGCGCUGUGCUACUAUGCCCAAGAGCUUUGCAAGACCGUCUGGAGGCCCUGCGAAAAGGACCCCCGCUUCAAGGACUACGUCGCCAACCCCAAGGAAAACGGAUACCAGAGCCUCCACUACACUGCCGAAACCAGGUGGAACGAUGAGGACUGGCGAAUGGAACUCCAGAUCAGGACGGGAGAGAUGCACAAGGUAGCCGAAUUCGGCGUAGCCUCUCACUGGAACUACAAGGCCCAGGCGAAACCCGGGCAGCGCAACAAGGAGGCGGCGUCCUCGAACCAGGACGGCAGCGAUGCCAAGUCCGCCACCUACGGAACGGUUCUCGUCGAGGAAUCCAGCAACGACUCGAGCAGCCAGCAUCUGUUUGGAAAGGUCACGAUUGCCAACAACGACCGGAGCUCGGACGCCUACCUGCGUUCCCUCCAGGAAUGGCACUGGGAGAAACAGAACGGGUCGUCCCCGAUCCGCCAGACCCCGCUGGUCCUGUGGGACAACGAGGCGGAAUCCCUGGAGCGGGCCGAGCGCAUCCGCGCCCGGACCCAGCGGCUGGCCCCCUACCUCGAGGCCCUGGCCAACGAGCAGGACGACCUGCAGCGCAAGAGCGUCUUUGUUUUUGUGGCACCGCUGGACGGCGGAUCGGGCUCCCUUUCCAGCGACGACCACGAGGGCAGCGGCGACGGUCUCGCCCUGCCCACCGAGGGAACCGUGGUGGCGCUCCCGGCUGGAGCCAGCAUCCUCGAUGCCAUUCGCAGGUGCGAGAUUCCCAUCGAGGGCACCGGCAACAGCGGCACCAACAGCGUCAUUCGCAACGGCAUUCCCGCAAGCCUCAACGCGCAGCUCCAGAACGGCGACGUCCUGAGCAUCCCUUCCGUUCCAUCGGCCUGCGCGAUGCCCUAAGUGACUAAAGCAAAAACAACGCAUUGCAUCGCAUUUCAUAGGAGCAGAACGAGAGAAAAGAUACCUGCGCCAAUUUUGGGUGUGUGUCCAAUAGAUACACCGACACCCCACUACCGUUAAUAGACUUAAAAUAAUUAU